Messenger RNA from Bemisia tabaci, 1980 nucleotides. RefSeq names its product activating signal cointegrator 1. Gene Ontology annotation, cellular component: RQC-trigger complex; nucleus. NCBI's taxonomy places the organism in Eukaryota, Metazoa, Arthropoda, Insecta, Hemiptera, Aleyrodidae. Gene Ontology annotation, biological process: rescue of stalled cytosolic ribosome. Gene Ontology annotation, molecular function: zinc ion binding. The record is from RefSeq and is a predicted model, not a curated record.
UGUAAACAAACACAUCUGUGGUAUGACAUGACGGAUUUGGUCAAAUUUUUAGUUAUUUCUCAAAGAUACAAAUUGAAAGAAAUUUUUUCAAGUAUAUUCGUGUUUACUUAGACGAGUAAAUACAUCGAUCAUCUUAUUUUAUGGGACUUUUAUUCAACUUCACGGUCACAUUUGGUGGUUCUCCAGUUUCAACCCUCUGCUCUUCCUCAAGAUUUUCAGUCGCCUUACAUCCACGAUGGACCAAAAGUCGUUUUCAGACUGGGUGAAGAAACAGCUGUCAACGCUGUUAGGAUUUCAAGUUCCUGAUGAAAUGAUUCAAAUGAUACUGAAUCAUCAAAAGAAAGAAGAAUUAGAAAAGGAUUUGUGCUCUCUCUUGGAUGUUGGGAAUGAAGCUCAUUUUAAGUUCAUGAGAGAACUCAUAUCAAAAAAAGAGAAACUGCUCAAAAAUUCCAAAACAUCAAAGGAACCAAGUAACAUUCAUCCGAAACAAUCAGCAAACCAGUCUAAACAGCAGCAUUCUCAGAAAAGUAAUUCAAAACAACAACCAUCAAAAAACACGGCUCAGUCAACACCAUCAAACCAACAGCAAUCAAAUAAAAAUAAGAAAGCAUCGCAGAAAAAUGAAUCAGAAAAAGCACCUCCAAACAACACAAAACCUCCCAAGGAUUCAGGAGACUCAUCCGGAAAGAAGAAGAAAAAAUUCACCACUGUGUAUGAUGGUAGUACUGAAGGUUCAUGUUUGCUUGAAGGGAGGCGAAAAUGCGACUGCCAGGCUUCAAAACACAAGCUAAUCAACAACUGUUUACAUUGUGGCCGCAUAGUAUGUGAGCAAGAAGGCUCUGGUCCUUGUCUUUUCUGCUCCAAUUUGGUUUGCUCUAGAGAAGAGAGGAAUAUCCUAAACUCGCGUAGUAAACAGUCAGAUUUGCUGCUGCAGAAAUUGUACGACAAGGAAAGGCCUGUAGACUCUGGACUGGAUCAAGCCAUUGCCCAAAGGGACAAGUUACUGGAAUAUGAUAAAACAAGUGAAAAACGUACAACUGUGAUAGAUGAUGAAAGUGACUAUUACUCUGUGAACUCUGUCUGGUUAUCUCCGGAGGAGCGAGAUAAACUUCGUCAAAAGGAGGAUGAAAUGCGGGCAAGAAAACAUAAAUCAGCAAGAUAUAAAAGAUACACAAUAGAUUUCGCUGGUCGCCAAGUACUAGAAGUUCAAGAUGAUGAAAUUUAUGAUUUAAAUGAUCAAGAUAAACUGGCUAUAUUGAAUAAAAAAUUAUCAGAGUGUCACAUCAACGAUUCUGAAGACAAUAUAGCUCCAGCAACAGAUAUGCAACCUGAGUUCCAGGAAAAUGCUGUGGUAAAGAAGUACAAAACCAAAGGCUUUAGAGAUCCGAAUCGUUUCGAUGAUUUGACGAGAGUUCAAGAUAAAGAAUACAUGGAAAUUUCAGAUAUGGGCUUUUGUCUGAGCAUGCAUCAACCGUGGGCCUCCCUUCUUGUAGCUGGAAUUAAAAAACACGAGGGAAGAACUUGGUACACGCAUCAUCGAGGACGACUCUGGAUAGCAGCAGGCUCAAAGCCACCCGUUGAAAGUGAAAUCCAAAGGGUCGAGAACGAGUAUAGAUUCCUUCGAGGAGACGACACCAUAUUCCCUUCAAGUUACCCAACUGGAUGCUUAUUAGGAUGUGUCAACGUCAUCGACUGCCUGUCCCAAGAAGAGUAUCAGCGCAAAUACCCUGAUGGUGAAAACGACAGUCCUUUUGUGAUAAUUUGUGAAGAUCCAGUUUCACUCCCAUUCAAGUUCCUUAUCUCAGGGCAGCAUAAAAUUUAUCGCUUGGACUCAAAAAUACAUCAUGCAGCCUUGAAAGCAUUAGAGAAAAUCAAGAUUUAUUAGGCAUAAGAUUUCACUUUAAACUCUAUUUUUGUUAUCUAAGUAAUAUUGUUAUUUUUUUAUUCAAUUUUUCCAAUAAUUUCAAGAUUUUUAUUCAA